CUGAUCUAUCGCAACAAACAUAGCAUACUUGUCUCCCCCCUCCAUCUAGUUCCAAUCCUCUCACAUCUUUGAUCUUUGUAUUCUCUAUUGAUGACUACAACGACCAUGGAACACGUAAGAAACGCAGCAUCCUCAGUGGUUACUUUCGGACGAACUGUUGCUCAAGAACAUCCAACCUCCCUAGCCAUUGGUAGCACAGGGCUUGCACUGGCUGCAGCCCCUAUCACUGGCCCUGCAAUAUUAGGUGCCGUUGGUUUCAGUGCUACAGGGCCUGUUGCGGCUUCUCUUGCUGCGGCAUGGCAGUCUUCACUGGGGGCUGUUCAAGCAGGGAGCCUUUUCGCUACCCUGCAGGGGGCUGCAAUGGGAGGCGCUGCUUCAGGGGCAUUUACAACAGCUUCAAAUGUUGGGUUUGCAAUGGUGGGGUCCGCAGCAAUGGGAACACAGUUGAUUAAUAAAAAAGAAGUUUCGGGGAAGCAUGAUAAUGAAGAAGAUAAUAACACAAAAAAUCAUGAAAGCCAGCCAGCUGAAGAUAACAAACACAAGAUAAACAACCGACAGAUUCCUGAUAUGGAUAACUGUCUAGACACAGAGUUUACAAGAAUGCUUAAGAUUGACAUGUCUUGAGUAUGGUACCACUGCUGAUAUUCUUGUCCGAAUGACUCCUUGAUAUGCUCCCUCAGAGUUGUGAUUGUAUAGGGGUCCAUGAUCAUUCACAAUGUGACAUUCUCCUGAGGUUAUAUACUAAGGCGACAAACAAUAAGAAGUGGUGCUUUUCUUAGUCUGGCAGAUCUUGAGUAAAGGUAGUUGCGGCCUGUAGGGCCAUGAAAAUGGAGGUGAAAGUAUUUAAUGAGGUCCGUGCUCUCGCCCGGGGGGAUGGUUCAGCGGGGUGGUGGUUCGGC
Molecule: messenger RNA, 899 nt
Organism: Aspergillus candidus
Lineage: Eukaryota; Fungi; Ascomycota; Eurotiomycetes; Eurotiales; Aspergillaceae
Product: interferon alpha-inducible IFI6/IFI27 family protein
Exons: 2
Coding region: 91-624 (177 amino acids)
Cellular component (GO): membrane
Source: RefSeq, a predicted model, not a curated record